Molecule: messenger RNA, 3568 nt
Organism: Passer montanus (Eurasian tree sparrow)
Lineage: Eukaryota; Metazoa; Chordata; Aves; Passeriformes; Passeridae
Gene: ESRP1
Product: epithelial splicing regulatory protein 1
Exons: 13
Coding region: 233-2056 (607 amino acids)
Cellular component (GO): ribonucleoprotein complex
Molecular function (GO): RNA binding
Source: RefSeq, a predicted model, not a curated record
UCCCAGGAGCGCAGUUAGUGUGGGAGCGGCUGCCGCCCACCUCGGGGAAAAGGGGGUGGGAAAGAGGGGGAGCCGUGCGCCUCCCCCACGCCAGGUCCCUGGGGAGUGAGGCUGCAGCUGGGGGUUCUGCCGCUUGGGUCUCGCUUGGAAGCGCCUGGGGCAAGGAAAGUUUUCGGCUUCUUCUCUUUCCCCGCUUCUUCCUUCCCUUCUUUUUACCUUCUCUGGUGGCACGAUGACGGCGUCCCCCGACUACCUGGUGAUUCUCUUCGUGACCACGGCGGGCACCAACGGGGCAAGGUUGGGCUCAGACGAGCGAGAGCUGCUCCAGCUCCUGUGGAAAGUGGUCGACCUGAGGAGUAAGGAGCUGGGGCACCUGCAUGACGUGCUGGUCCGGCCUGACCACACAGAACUGACGGCUGAGUGCCAGGAGAUCACCCAAGUGGAUGUGGAGAGCCUGGCACUGGCUCCACCGCUGGAGCAGGCAUUGAGACAGUUUAAUCAGUCCGUGAGCAAUGAACUGAACAUUGGUGUAGGUACUUCUUUCUGUUUCUGUACUGAUGGACAGUUGCACAUUAGGCAGGUUCUACACCCUGAAGCUUCCAAAAAGAAUAUUUUACUGCCUGAAUGCUUCUACUCCUUUUUUGACUUACGGAAAGAGUUCAAGAAGUGUUGCCCUGGCUCACCAGAAGUUAGCAAACUCGAUGUUGCAGCCAUGACAGAAUAUUUAAAUCUUGACAAGAACAGUCCAGCACUUCCCUAUGGAGCCUCUCAAGUUGAAGAUAUGGGGAAUAUAAUUUUAAAAUUAAUAUCUGAACCAUACAAUCACCGAUUUUCAGAUCCAGAAAGGGUGAACUACAAAUUUGAAAGUGGGCCUUGCAGCAAGAUGGAACUUGUGGAUGACAAUGCUGUUAUCCGAGCAAGAGGAUUGCCGUGGCAGUCAUCUGACCAGGACAUAGCGAGAUUCUUCAAAGGUUUAAACAUUGCCAAAGGAGGUGCUGCACUCUGUCUCAAUGCCCAAGGUAGGAGGAAUGGGGAGGCUCUUGUGAGAUUCGUAAGCGAAGAGCAUAGAGAUCUAGCACUACAAAGGCACAAGCAUCACAUGGGGAACAGAUACAUAGAGGUUUACAAGGCAACAGGUGAAGACUUCCUUAAAAUUGCAGGAGGUACUUCCAAUGAGGUUGCACAGUUCUUGUCAAAAGAAAACCAAGUGAUUGUCAGGAUGCGAGGUCUUCCUUUCAAUGUAACAACAGAAGAAGUGCUGACUUUCUUUGGCCAGCACUGCCCUGUAACAGGCGGAAAGGAGGGAGUCCUGUUUGUCACCUACCCUGACAGCAGGCCAACAGGGGAUGCCUUUGUCUUGUUUGCUUGUGAGGAAUAUGCACAAAAUGCACUGAAAAAGCACAAGGAUUUGCUGGGGAAAAGGUACAUUGAACUCUUCCGGAGCACUGCAGCAGAAGUUCAGCAGGUGCUGAACAGGUACUCCUCCACACCUCUCAUUCCUCUCCCAACACCUCCAAUUCUUCCAGUAUUACCUCAACAAUUUGUGCCUCCCACUAACAUCAGAGACUGCAUACGUUUGCGUGGUCUUCCCUAUGCUGCUACUAUAGAGGACAUUCUGGAGUUCCUGGGAGAGUUUUCUACAGAUAUUCGGACCCAUGGAGUUCACAUGGUACUAAACCACCAGGGACGUCCAUCGGGAGAUGCUUUCAUUCAGAUGAAAUCUGCUGAUCGAGCUUUCCUGGCUGCACAGAAGUGUCAUAAGAAGACUAUGAAGGACAGAUAUGUUGAAGUCUUUCAAUGUUCUGCUGAAGAGAUGAACUUUGUAUUAAUGGGGGGCACUUUAAAUCGAAAUGGCUUGUCCCCGCCACCAUGUAAGUUACCAUGCCUUUCACCCCCUGCCUACUCCUUUCCAGCUCCUGCUGCAGUUGUGCCAACAGAAGCUGCUCUCUAUCAGCCAUCCAUGCUUCUGAACCCACGAGCACUCCAGCCCUCCACAGCCUACUACCCUGCUGGGGCUCAGCUCUUCAUGAACUACACAGCAUAUUAUCCCAGGUAAAGCAGAGGAGAACUCAAGCACCAAAGAAGAAGUCUUUUUUUUUUUAUUUUUUAUUGUCCCCAGAAAAUGCAUAAAAUUCACAAAAGAACAUUGUCUGCUCUGCUAAGGACUUGUGAUACCAAGAACACCUUGUUUGGUAUCUUGUUCAGGGAAACAAUUUCAGGAUAACUAGGGAUUUUCCAAGUUUUAUGGUAUUGCAGGUAGCAAUGUUUGGGGGACAGGGAGGCUGGUUAGUGUUUCUUUGUUUUUUGGUUUUUUUUUAACCUAGGACACACAUUUCAGUCCUAGGGAUAUUUUUUAUUAUUUUUGUUUCACCUAACAUUCCUCUAAAACUUACUAGUUUUCUUUGUUAUGCCCUCAGUGGGAAUUGACAUGUGCAGUACUCUUUCCCAUGUCCACAAAGAAGCCCUUGGCCCCUCUUUAGAAUGGAUGGGCUGGGGUCUGCCUUAGCAACUUCUGAAAUACUGCCUCUUUGUGUUUGUAACAAAGUAAAUUUUGACCUUUAUGAUGAAAACUGUUUACUUCUAUGACUACUAUUGUAUUGAAUGCAUAUGUAAAGCAUAUAGAGGCAUGUGUUCUUCCUGUCCUCAUCAAAACCUCUCACAAAGGGCUUUUGGUUUUUCUGGAUGUAUUAGCUAUCUGCUACAGAACAAAAUCUCUGGAUACCUGUUGCCCUCUGCAGUCAUGAGGCCUUGGAAGGAGCCAUGUUCCCUUUAAGCCAUAAACCAUUUCUCUGGUAGGAAAUCUGCUGGACAACUUGAGUUUAUCUCUGCAGCAGGGACCAAAGAGCUACUUAGGAAGCUGUUAAGCAAUAUGAGCACUUCAAUACCUGUAAGAUAACAAAGGUUUUCUUAUUACUUUAUCUAUAUGUCUGUGAAAUGACUGUUGUGGUUUUUUAUUAAAAUGUUUCCUUCACUCAUGAGUUACUUUCUAUAAUGCCUUCAAUAUCUGUUUUAUGGUUAUGAUAUUAUCAAACUCAGCCUUGUUAAUGUAAGAUUAAGAAAAAUAAAAUUCCAAACUUGCACUGGCAAUAUAAAACAAGGUUCUCAGUAACGGUUCUAUAUUUCAUGAAAACAUAGUAGCAGUAAUAGUCUGUGGUUACUAAUAUAUUUUACUUCUUAAGAAUAGACUGGCCACUGCAGGCUAAAUGUCGUGUCCUAGUGAUUUCUCACUGAAUGAGUUCCCAUGUGAGUUUCAUCACUGGCUGCUUGGCUGUGGGCAUAUAUGUUGGUCACAGACAGAUCAAUCCCAAGCCCCAAAAUAUCCAUUUUAUUUUCUUGUUUAACUGGCAGUUGUUCACUGUUUUUAGGAAACCAUUACUACAUAGUUUCUCUGCCAAUUACAAAUACUGCUCUUUUAAAGAAAAUAAGGAAAAAUUUCUGGACUCAAGUUGGCUUCUUUGUUAUGAAAUUUGGUGUUUAGGUAUCGCUUUUCCACCCAGAAUGUUUAUCUACAGACAAUUUGUAUGUACUCCAAUAGAUGUAGUGAUUCUUUGUAGAGAAUGUUUUUGGC